Messenger RNA from Columba livia (rock pigeon), 2982 nucleotides. It is a transcript of the gene TRMU, whose product is annotated as tRNA mitochondrial 2-thiouridylase. Gene Ontology annotation, molecular function: sulfurtransferase activity. Gene Ontology annotation, cellular component: mitochondrion. Gene Ontology annotation, biological process: tRNA wobble position uridine thiolation. The coding region runs from base 105 to 1355 and encodes 416 amino acids. The record is from RefSeq and is a predicted model, not a curated record. The transcript has 11 exons. NCBI's taxonomy places the organism in Eukaryota, Metazoa, Chordata, Aves, Columbiformes, Columbidae.
GCCGGAACCCCUGAGCGGCGCCGCGUUUCCCACGGGCUGCGGCCGCCGGAAGUGCGGGGUGAGCGGCGGAAGCGGCGGUGCCGCGGCCGCUGCUGGCGGGGGCGAUGCUGGCGGGCGGGCGCCGAGUGGCCUGCGCCGUGUCCGGCGGCGUGGACAGCGCUGUGGCCGCGCUCCUGCUGCGCCGCAGAGGCUACCAGGUGACGGGUGUCUUUAUGAAGAACUGGGACCCUCUGGAUGAGCAAGGAGCUUGCUCCGUUGACAGAGAUUGUGAAGAUGCUUACCGGGUUUGUCAGAAGCUUGAUAUUCCUUUUCACCAGGUUUCCUACGUGAAAGAAUACUGGAAUGAAGUAUUCAGUGACCUCCUGAAAGAGUAUGAAUUAGGAAGGACUCCUAAUCCUGAUAUUGUGUGUAACAAGCACAUAAAAUUCAACUAUUUCCUUCACUAUGCUAUGGAUAACUUAGGAGCAGAUGCAAUUGCUACUGGGCAUUACGCUAGGACCUCGCUAGAGGAUGAGGAAGUGUUUCAACAGAAACAUAUCAAGCGACCACAAAGGCUUUUCAGAAACCGUUUUGAAGUUAGAAAUACUGUGAAACUCCUGCAAGGGGCCGACCUCUUUAAGGACCAGACCUUCUUUCUCAGUCAGAUCUCACAGGAGGCUUUGAGGAAAACCAUUUUCCCUUUAGGGGAUUUAACAAAAAGCUUCGUGAAGAAGAUAGCAGCAGAACACGGUCUUCAUCAUGUGCUAAAGAAAAAAGAGAGUAUGGGAGUCUGUUUCAUUGGUGAAAGAAACUUCGAAAAUUUCCUUCUUGAGUAUUUAGAACCUCAACCAGGUAACUUUGUUUCCAUUGAAGAUAAGAAGGUGAUGGGAACACACCAAGGUUGGUUCCUCUACACAAUAGGCCAGAGGGCUAGACUGGCAGGCCUGAAGGAUGCUUGGUUCGUUGUAGAUAAAGAUGUCAGCACUGGAGAUGUCUUUGUGGCACCAACAACAGAUCACCCUGCUCUGUACAGAGACCUGUUGCGGACAAACCGAGUGCACUGGAUAGCAGAGGAACCGCCUGCGGAGCUCGUUAGAGAUAAAAUGAUGGAAUGUCACCUCAGAUUUCGGCACCAGAUGCCAUUGGUGCCCUGUGUGCUGACUCUGAACCAGGACGGGAGUGUGUGGGUGACACUAGUGAAGCCAGCAAGAGCCAUCACACCUGGGCAGUUUGCUGUGUUCUACAAGGGUGACGAGUGCCUGGGCAGUGGGAAGAUCCUGAGGAUGGGCCCGUCAGUGUACACCAUGCAACAGGGCAAAAGCCGAGAGGAGGGUCCAAAGAAGGAAGAGACUGACAAGGUGGAACCCGUAACAUAACACAUGGGCUUCUUUAUUGAAGGACUUUGGAUAAUUGGCUGCCUGAGAAUAAUAAAAACAAUAAUAAAUGUUUUUCUGUUGACCUGUAUAUUCUAAAGGUCAGUUGCCCAUCACGUCCCAGCUCUUGACUGUCAGCACUGAACAGUUUUAAAACUAAAGCCAGUUUGGUACAAUUUGACUGGACUGGUUGGUGCUAUUUAUGUUAGUAUGUAUCAAGGGAUGUCUUAAAGUUACUCUGCAAUAGUGGUUAUGCAUACAAGAAUUUUAAUAUGAAAAUCAUGUCUGAAAUAAUAAAUCUAUCUUUUAUGCAUAAGUGAAAUACUUUUCUCUUACUUGAAGUUACCUGUCUCUAGGUAAAGUACAUACGUUGUUUUACAGUAAAUGUAUGUGCUUUGAACAUGGGAUGAGGAAUGAACCAAUACUAAAGUUCAGCAUUUUGGAUGAACUCCAAGCAACAGAUAUUUAUUUUUCAUUUGAUAUAGUUUUAUAAGAAAUGCUUUAGAUUCCUAAGAUGUAUUAACCUAUGCUUUCACAUGUUUAUGUAAUUCAGAAUUACAGAUCUAGGGACUUAAAAACAAUGUUGAUUGUUAAAUUUUUCACAUAACUGACUCAUUUUUUGUUAACUACUGAGGGCAGAGGCUGUUGGUUUUGUGUCCUGGAGAAGAGAAUGCAUUGUCGUGCUUCAGCAAAAUGCAAAUUCAUAUGCCUUUAUUAUACAGUUCAUAUAGACCCAGUAAUAAUUUGAUCUUGGAUCAUGCCAUGUGUCAAAAUGGAGUGGUAUUAGGAAGAACUGAAUACCCCUGUCCAAAUUACCCACAGUUACAAGGACUGAGCGUGUGUCGAGGACAACCUAAGCUUAUAAUAGUUUAUUACAGCAAUUCAACAAAGAUGAAGCUGUGUCUUUCAGCACAGUAGUAGAAGGUAACUGUCACUGAAGUCCAGCUGUGCAGGAGCAGGACUUUUCAGGUGGGUUUAGAAUUUUGAGAUCUGGUUUGGGUGGUAGGAAAGCUGCACCAUGAACAGAUCUUUGCAGCAGAUCUGGUGACUUGGAUUCCGUGUAGCCUUCUGUCCUCUUCUGCUGUCUUACAAUAUACUAACAGUUACUUCUGCUUUUCUUACAAGAAAGAAAAAAAGGCGUAAUCUUUUUCUCUCCAAAGUGUGGAAGGAGAAGAGGGAGAAGACACUUUUCAGUGUGUACGUGCUAGUCUGGCAAAGUUAAACACAGCUCAGGGAGCCCCAUGGGGAAAAAACCUUGACCCAUGGAAAAAAUAUUACAAUUUUACUUGACAUUACAGUAGAUCUGUUUGAGAGAGGAAGAAAGCCAUCCUUUUUCACCAGUGCCAAAAUCAAUUCAGUUUAGAAGUCUGUCUUCAGAGUGGCUAUCCAUGCGCAGGUCAACUAAAGACAAUUUGUGCUUCACGUCAACUCCUGAUUUGUGUUAGGUUAGUUGUGUUACAGGUCCUGGUCGUAACUGUUAUGUGUUUUUCCUGAUGUUUUCCGUAUCUUUUCUGAAACUUGGCUUUGCAAAAUGUGCAAUUAAUUACUAAGGAGUUAAUGCUCCAUGUUUUCCUCAUCUGAGCUUUCCAGUAAAUGUCCCAAUUAAAAUCUUCAUAAGUGUUUUGUGUUA